Molecule: messenger RNA, 940 nt
Organism: Aspergillus heteromorphus CBS 117.55
Lineage: Eukaryota; Fungi; Ascomycota; Eurotiomycetes; Eurotiales; Aspergillaceae
Product: putative mitochondrial tricarboxylate transporter (Ctp)
Exons: 9
Coding region: 1-891 (296 amino acids)
Biological process (GO): mitochondrial citrate transmembrane transport
Source: RefSeq, a predicted model, not a curated record
AUGGCAAUCUCAGAGAAUGAUCAGAGACCAAAGCCCAGCAGUUUGCGGUCAAUUAUUGCAGGCUCUACUGCUGGUGCAGUUGAGAUUGCAAUUACCUAUCCAGCUGAAUUUGCCAAAACACGCUCCCAGCUUAACCGCAGAUUACCCGAUGCAAAGAAACUCCCAUGGCCGCCAUUUGGAACACAAUGGUAUGCAGGGUGCACAACCUUGAUUAUAGGGAACUCCCUGAAGGCAGGAAUUCGAUUUGUUGCUUUCGACUGGUUUAAAUCACUUCUACAAGAUGAAAAUGGCAACAUUUCCGGGCCUAGAACAGUUAUCGCAGGCUUUGGGGCAGGCUUCACAGAGUCCUUACUGGCAGUCACGCCAUUUGAGAGUAUUAAAACACAACUGAUUGAUGAUCGGAAAUCUCAGAAUCCUCGCAUGCGUGGGUUUUUACACGGCAGUAAGGUUAUAUUUCAUGAACGGGGUAUUCGAGGGUUUUUCCAAGGCUUUGUUCCUACAACGGCGCGACAGGCUGCAAACUCAGCAACGCGGUUCUCGAGCUAUACAAUGCUGAAACAAGUGGCCCAGGGUUAUGUUGCUCCCGGUGAAAGGCUAGGGACUGCAAGCACCUUUGCUCUCGGUGGUAUAGCAGGCCUUAUCACAGUUUAUAUCACGCAACCUCUUGAUACUGUCAAGACAAGAAUGCAAUCACUGGAAGCCAGUAAGAACUAUAAAAACAGUUUUGUCUGCGCGGCACGUAUUUUCAAAGAUGAGGGUGUCCUGACUCUAUGGUCUGGAGCUGUUCCACGACUGGCAAGGUUGAUCAUGAGUGGGGGCAUAGUAUUCACAAUGUAUGAGAAAACCAUGGAGGCGUUGGACUCUUUUGACCCAGAGCGGAAAUACAUUUGAGACUCGGGGACUCGGGGUAAUGUCCAUGGCGGGAAUAAACAUUGUAAUG